AUGGCGCUGCUGGUGCGGGAUCCGCUGGCUGUGCGGGCGCGGCCCUGGCCGCUGCCCCCCGGCGGCGGAUCCGUGCGUGGCCUUCUCCGCGAUCGCGCUCGGGCGGUGAAUAUUCCUGAAGAAAGUUUGUAUGUGAAAUGUAACGGGCAACUGGUUAAUGAUGAAGAUACAUUGCAGAAUGGAGCUGUUUAUAGUCUGGAACCAAGACUUUGUGGUGGAAAAGGAGGGUUUGGAUCUAUGCUGCGAGCACUUGGUGCUCAGAUUGAAAAGACAACAAAUAGAGAGGCUUGCCGUGAUCUCAGUGGAAGGAGGCUUCGAGAUGUCAAUCAUGAAAAAGCGAUGGCUGAAUGGGUAAAGCAGCAAGCAGAACGGGAAGCAGACAAGGAGCAAAGGCGCUUGGAAAGGCUGCAGCGGAAACUUGCAGAGCCAAAGCACUUUACCACAAAUCCAGACUACCAGCAGCAGUAUCAUGAAAUGUCUGAGCGGCUAGAAGAUUCAGUCCUUAAAGGAUUGCAGGCUAUUUCAAGCAAAACAGUGUCACCGCAAAGUGGCGGCAGUCGGAAGCGUCCAGGUGAACCUGGAAAGAAUGGAACAAAAUCUCGAAAAAGAAAAUGUUUUUGGCUGGGAUUGGAAGGAUUGGAUGAUUGUGACAGUUCAGAUUCUGAGAAUGACAGUGAAGAUGAUUCCCCUCAUGCAUCUGACGGAAGUUGUCCAUCAAGCAGCAGAUGCAAUGAAAAUCCUGGAAGUUCAAAUGAAUGUUCAAGCAGCUCUGUGGAUUUGGUAAAGGACAGUCCAGCUACCAGUGCGGCUGAGAAACCACUGGAGCAGCCAGAAGGUGCUAGAAGAUAUCUGCAAGGAGAGACACACACAGGUGGACAGACUGAAAUUCCAGCUGAAGAAAACAGUAAAAUGAUAAAGCCCCUGAAGGAAGAGGCUCAAGAAAAGAAUGAGGUAACCCAAGCUCUGAAAGAAGAGCAAGGAAGUGUUUUUUCUAAGGCACAGGAAACGUACCAGUUACAGAGCACAGAGGUGGAACCAAUAGACCUGCUGGUGUUCAACUCUGCUGCUGAACUGGAAGCUCUGGGUUUAGAUAAACUGAAGAUGGAAUUGAUGUCUUUGGGACUGAAAUGUGGAGGCACUUUAAAGGAGAGAGCAGUAAGGCUUUUUUCAGUGAGAGAUGGAAAGAAAUAACCUGGAUGUUUUCUGGAAAAUGGUUGUAUUACUAUCAUCACCUAUUUUAAGAAAAGCAAUCCUUUUUUAGCUUUAUAUUGAAUCUCAAUGUGUAUUCCAGUUAGCACAGUUACAACUGUCAAGUGA
Messenger RNA from Mesitornis unicolor (brown roatelo), 1317 nucleotides. RefSeq names its product SDE2 telomere maintenance homolog (S. pombe) (gene SDE2). The record is from RefSeq and is a predicted model, not a curated record. Gene Ontology annotation, cellular component: nucleus. NCBI's taxonomy places the organism in Eukaryota, Metazoa, Chordata, Aves, Mesitornithiformes, Mesitornithidae.